AAAAGCGAAAAGAAAAGAAUAGUACUUCUGUUAUAUCAAAGAACAUAAUCUAUCACAUUAUGGGAUAUGUCCAAAAAGCCUGCAAAUGUUGACGAAAAAGAAUCUAACUUUCAUUUUCUUUUCUUUAAUGGCAUUGAAAAAAACGACCUCUUUUCUUUUUCAUUUUUUUUUCGUCUCUCUUGUAUCAAAUUUGUUCUUUUUCUCUUCUGAUGGAAUUAGGAGGAAAUCCAAUGGCUGCAGAAGAGGGGUCAAAUCGUCGUAAUUGGAAAGUCGCGUCAUCGCCCGAGAUAGUCGAGAUUGUAGAGGAAAGCAAGAGCAUGGAUGAAGGUUUUAAUGAUAUUUAUGUUGCUGUUGGGAAAAAUGAUUUGCAUAUUGUUAAAUGGGCACUCGAUCAUGCUGUCUCUCCAGGGAAAAAUCGUGUUUUCCUUGUGCAUGUUUUCCCUCCUAUUACUUACAUCCCUACUCCAGUUGGAAGGCUAUCAAAGAGCCAAUUGAGUAAAGAGCAAGCUCAGGUUUACGUCAAUGAGGAGAGUAACAGGAGAAGGAAUCUCUUGGAAAAAUAUAUUCGUCUAUGCAUCGAUGCAGAAGUUGCAGUAGAGACAAUGCUUGUGGAGAGCAACUCUGCAGCCAAGGCAAUUCUUGAUCUGAUUCAUGUUGUUAACAUUACUAAUCUUGUUAUUGGAACUAAACAAUCACAUUUCACAAGGCUAUCGGGGAAGGGACAAGGAAAAGGAGAAUAUGUUCAAAAGCAUGCACCAGAAUUUUGCAAGGUUACUUUGGUACUAGAUGGCAAAAGGACCAAGGGCCUUCAAAUGCACAAGGCAAAGGAAAUUGUCCCAUCCAAGAUUGCAUCAAGUAAAAGGCCAGAUAUCAAUAGACAAUCUGAAAGGAAUUUCUUCGACUGUAUAUGCUUUCCAAGCAAAUUCACUUGAAAUUUGUAUUAGAAGGAAUAUGUAAAGCUAUUAUAUAGAAAGAUACUACAUAGCCUCUUAGAAUAACGAUUUCU
Olea europaea var. sylvestris is the source of this 1006-nucleotide messenger RNA. RefSeq names its product U-box domain-containing protein 54-like. The record is from RefSeq and is a predicted model, not a curated record. The transcript has 4 exons. Bases 210 to 932 code for a protein of 240 amino acids. Lineage: Eukaryota; Viridiplantae; Streptophyta; Magnoliopsida; Lamiales; Oleaceae.